GUGGCCGCGACGCAACAGCGCGUGGGAAGUUUGGGCACUUAUACACUAGUACAUAAACUUAAGAUGCGCCAGCGCUGGGCCUUUUCCGACGGAGAGCUUCGUUGUUUGUUUGUAAAGUCAGAUCGUCGAGGCGGACGAGUCUGUCGGACAGGAUGGCGUCCAACGCAGCGACAGGCACGCCAGCGAGCCCCUUUGCGUCCAUGACCAAGCUCUCUCCGAGCGUGUACAUCUACCGCCCAGCCACAGCGCCAUCGCGCUCUUCCCCCGACGAAACCACCACCUCUUUGCAGAAGCCAGCGCCAAAGCUGAUCCUCCUCGCGACAUGGAUGGGCGCCCGCGACCCGUACAUCGCCAAGUACCUCGCGCGGUACCAAGCGCUAUACCCAGCCUCCGCAAUCCUCCUCCUGCGCUCUGAGCCGCGGCACUUCAUCCGCCCGCGGGGUAUGCCGUGCGAGAUAGCGCCCGCCGUGCCUUUCUUCCGGACCUUCUUCCCGGCAGACGAUCUCUCACUCCAGAGAGACGGCUCGGGCUCUCACUCAACAGCAAACAACCCCCAGCCAGGCCCAGAACUGCUCAUCCACGCCUUCUCCAACGGCGGCGCCGCCAGCCUCCACGCCCUCCGCCGCGCUCUCGGCGGCGGCGACGGCCAUAAUACAACCCCUGCUCCUCCUCCUCCUCCUCUACCCCGCUACACGUUACUCCUCGACUCAACCCCGGGAACCUUCCGCUACCGCGCCGCGUACCGCGCCUUCACGGCUGGCCUCAAGGCGCCGUUCCUCUGGCUGGUCGCUCCCUUCGUGCACCUAAUCGUGAUGAUGUACUGGGUGCAGCACAUGCUGAUCGGGCGCGGCAGGUCGGGCCCGCUGUACGUCGUGGCGCGCGGGCUGAAUGGCCCGGCCGCGCGGCGGAGCGAGGUGCGCAGGACGUAUGUGUACGGCCCCGCGGAUCGGCUGGUGGAUUGGCGCGAUGUGGAAGCGCAUGCGCGGGAGGCUGCGGAGGAGGGGUUUCGUGUGAGGAGGGAGAGGUUUGAUGGGUCCGAGCAUGUUGCUCAUGUUAGGUUGGAUGGGGAGAGGUAUUGGCGGGUUGUGAGGGAGACUUGGGAGGGUGUGGAUGAGUAAAAGGAUGGGGUUUUGGUUGUG
This is a messenger RNA of Chaetomium strumarium, 1139 nucleotides long. RefSeq lists its product as uncharacterized. The record is from RefSeq and is a predicted model, not a curated record. The transcript is spliced from 2 exons. NCBI's taxonomy places the organism in Eukaryota, Fungi, Ascomycota, Sordariomycetes, Sordariales, Chaetomiaceae. Bases 153 to 1118 code for a protein of 321 amino acids.